Diorhabda sublineata is the source of this 1513-nucleotide messenger RNA. Its product is annotated as mucin-2-like. The transcript is spliced from 2 exons. The record is from RefSeq and is a predicted model, not a curated record. Bases 60 to 1436 code for a protein of 458 amino acids. NCBI's taxonomy places the organism in Eukaryota, Metazoa, Arthropoda, Insecta, Coleoptera, Chrysomelidae.
UUCCUAAGUUUUUAUUAAUAUCAGUCAUUGAUUAUAGUAUUAGUAUAUAAUUUUACUUGAUGAAAGUCAUUGUCUUAAAAAUGUAUCAUUUUGUCAAAUUAGUUGUGAUUUUUUUGUGCAUAAGUCGAGCUUCUACAUACUUCCUAUCACCACGUUUCAAUAUUGCACCAGAUAGAAGUCAAAGUUGGAAUGGUGCACACGUAUGGGGGACUUUUGGCACUUCAAAACGAAUAACCGCAAAUUCGAGUGAACCUUUAACUACAAGACAAUCAUCAAUGUCUUUUUGGACCCCAACUACCAGUCGGACUUGGGCUAGUACAGAAUCAUCGACUAAUAAUCGGAUAACAUUUGAAAGCUCACGUAAACCUCCAACCACCAGUCGACCUUGGACUACUACAGAUUCAUCAACUCCUAAUUGGAUAACAACUAGAAGCUCAACGAAACUUUCAACUACCAGACGAUCAUCAACUUCUUUUUGGACCCCAACUACCAGUCGACCUUGGACUAGUACAGAUUCUUCAACUCCUAAUUGGAUAACAACUAGAAGCUCAAUGAAACCUUCAACUACCAGACGAUCAUCAACUUUUUUUUGGACCCCAACUAACAGUCAACCUUGGACUAGUACAGAAGCAACAACUCAUAAUUGGAUAACAACUAGAAGUUCAAGGAAACCUUCAACUACCCGAAAAUCAUCAACUUACUUUUGGACCCCAACUUCAGAUCGACCUUCGUCUAGUACAGAUUCACCAACUCAUAAUUGGAUAACAAGCGCAAGCCCUAGUAAACCUACUACCAGACGAUCAUCAACUUUUUUUUGGACCCCAACUACCAGUCAACCUUGGACUAGUACAGAAGCAACAACUCAUAAUUGGAUAACAACUAGAAGCUCAAGGAAACCUUCAACUAUCCGAAAAUCAUCAACUUACUUUUUGACCCCAACUUCAGAUCGAUCUUCGUCUAGUACAGAUUCACCAACUCAUAAUUGGAUAACAAGCGCAAGCUCGAGGAAACCUUCGACUACCAGACGAUCAUCAACUUUUUUUUGGACCCCAACUACCAGUCGACCUUGGACUAGUACAGAUUCAUUAACUCCCAAUUGGAUAACAACUACAAGCUCAAGGAAACCUUCAACUACCAGACGAUCUUCAACUUCUUUUUGGACCCCAACUACCAGUCUACCUUGGAAUAGUACAGAAUCAUCAACACAUGAUUGGAUAACAACUAGAAGCUCAACGAAACCUUCAACUACCAGGGGAUCAUCAUCUUCGCUUUGGACGUCAACUACCAGUUCGCCCUUAACAAUUGAAACAGCUUCACCGCAACCUCCGCAACCACCGUCUCCACUUCCUCCGCCACCGUUUGGACAAAUACAAAUGGAAAAUUGUAUCAAAUGCAUACUUCUCAAUAAUAUAUGGAUAGAAAAUGACAGAGUGUGAGCCUAAUAAAAUUUUAUAAGUUAUUAUGAGAUAUCCUUCUUUAAAUAUGCUUUAAAUAAACAAAUGACAGUACCAAA